AUGAAGAACAAAGUCUCUGCCUUUGACUGCUCACAGGCAGUGACAUCCUGUGUCUCCCACGGGCUGCGUGCCGGCCAAGGAAGCAGGACAACUGAUGAGUCCCUUCCCAAGCCCUCCCUCAGGGCCUGGCCCAGCUCGGUGGUGCCUCGCGAGAGUAAUGUGACACUGCAGUGCCAAACGUCUACCAAGAAUGUCAACUUUGUUCUCAGAAAAAGUUCCACGCAGUCCGUGCAAUCACGGGCUUCCACAGAGGGCCUGGCUGAAUUUCACCUCACUGACCUAAAAACCGACAAUGCUGGAGAGUACAGCUGUGAGUACUACAGACUAGGGAGCCCGUCCGUAAGUUCGCGGCCCAGUGACGUCCUCCUACUGCUGGUGACAGGAGAUUUAACAAAACCUUCCCUCCAAGCCCACCCAAGGGGUGAGGUGACCGCAGGAGACACCGUGACCCUGCAGUGCCAGAGGCCAGACAAUAUUUUCGUGCCUGUAAUGUUCGCUCUACUGAAGGCAGGGGCAGCAGAGCCCAUACGGGUCCAGAGUCCUGCAGGGAAGGAGACGGACUUCUCCCUCCGGACUGUGACAGUCAGUGAUGCCGGGAACUACAGCUGUCUGUGUCUACUACGAAAGGCUCCAUUCUUGGCCUCACACCCCAGUAACCGCCUUGAAAUCCUGGUAACAGGUACCACACUGGGGGAUUACACCAAGAUUAACCUCAUCCGACUGGGUCUCGCUGCCAUGUUUCUGAUUAUCACCAGGAUUUUGCUGGCUGAAGCCUGGCAUAGCCAGAAGGAGUCUCCAUGA
Zalophus californianus (California sea lion) is the source of this 801-nucleotide messenger RNA. Its product is annotated as T-cell-interacting, activating receptor on myeloid cells protein 1-like. Lineage: Eukaryota; Metazoa; Chordata; Mammalia; Carnivora; Otariidae. Gene Ontology annotation, cellular component: plasma membrane. The record is from RefSeq and is a predicted model, not a curated record.